Molecule: messenger RNA, 2834 nt
Organism: Salpingoeca rosetta
Lineage: Eukaryota; Choanoflagellata; Craspedida; Salpingoecidae
Exons: 9
Source: RefSeq, a predicted model, not a curated record
CGAUGUUUGGGCUGCUGCGAAGGCGCUCGACGAGGCGGGCCAUCGCGGACCCGCCGGCUUCCCUCGCCGACUAUGAUCGAGAAGACAUCACAUUCCAAGCAAAGUUGUUUGACACGGUUGCGGUUGGGCCACUGCUUCCACACUUGCACGAGGAACGCGCACGACAAGAAGCGCAAAGGCAUCGCUCGUUGCAACACACACAGCGCGUGUCUGUGCUGCUCAAGCCGGAUGCCAUCUACAUCAACAGCACGCCCGUCUCCUCGGUGUUGAUGAAGUAUGAACUGGACCGCGUUGUGGGCGCUUACCAAGAACUCCGAUGGUUUGCAACGCCGUUUCUUGUCCUGGCCGUCAAGGCUCUGCCAGAACGAACAUCGUCACCCGAGAUUGGUGGCGCAACAGAUGAAAACUACCAGCUCGUCAUCCUCUCCUGCAAACAGUCUGGCGCCGUCAUUGCACACAUUGCCCGACUCCUUGCUCUCAACGGCCUCGAUGCGCUGCGUGUGAGUGGCGGUCGCCCCGCGUCAACAAUGCCGCGUCCGGGAACAGCACCCGCACACAUGCGCGCACGCGGGCGACCCCUCCUCAAUGACGACAUCACAAGCAGUAGCAGCAAUGGUGGGCGUGGCAGCAGCCGCCGCCGCUGUCGCGCUGACACAAGCGAUGGUAACAUUGGUGUUGGUGUUGGUGUUGGUGUUGGUGUUGGUGCACCGAAAAGCGGGGACGACCGUCUGCUGGCAGGCAGGUCGCCGUUCUUUCCACAGCAACAACAGCAGCAACAACAGGGACAGCCGCAACAGCAGCAGAGGAUGUCGUGGCGGGAAGCAGUACGAACAACAUGGGAGUUGCAAGAUCAACAACAGCAGCGGCAGCAACACGAACAAGCACAACAGCAACAACACCACCAUCACCACCAGCCCUUUGCGUUUCCGAGGGAGGACGAUGCUGGCGCAUUGAAGACGAAGAAGAACAAACCGAGCAGUGGCGGUGGGGAUGGCGAUGACGGAUAUGAGGUGAUUAGCAGCGCCGAUGAACUCAGCGAUGACGACGGUGGUGGCAAGGGUGGGCACGCUGGCAUGGGCGAGAACGGGGCGCGCGCACGAAUGCGGACGGAAGGACGCACUGAGGGCCGGCGCCACGACGUGUUUGGUUCCGUCAACAGCAGUGACGAGGACGAUAGCGACGAUGGCUUGGUCAACAGCAGCGACGAAGAUGACGCACAAGCUGGUAGUGAUGGCGAUGGUGGCGGUGAUGCUGCGCUGGUCAACAGCAGUGGAUCUGCGAGUCCAAUUGAGCCGAUGAACAGCAGCGACGAGAGUGACGUGGAAGACACGCGUGCGCCGUCCCGUGGUCUCCUGCCACCAGUACCGCCAGCACGCGCCCAUGCCGCCGCCGCCACCACCAACACGAACGAUGGCAGUACCAGCAGCAGCGACGACGACGACGAUGAUGACAACGUGAGCGUGAUCAGCUCCAUGGGCACGGACGACGAGAUUGAGGAGGACAGCAGCAAGCGCAUCUCGUCGUCCCGAACAUCACUGAGCGACAUGGUGGAGCUUGAUCCCAGCGAGGACCGAGACUGGACGUGUCGCAACUGCGGUGCCGUCAACCGCGGCCUGUACUCGGACCAGUGCAAGCAGUGUCACACGCUGCGGCGUGACGAUGUCUCUCAUGGUGGUGAUGGUGGUGAUGGUGGUGAUGGUGGUGAUGGUGGUGAUGGCGGCACCACCCCACAUGCUGGUGUUGCUAUGUCUGCUUCCGAUGCUGCUGAUGCGACAAUACCGUCAAAAACAACAACAGGACAAGACGUGGAAACGACGGCUGCACCAGGACAUGGAGCGUUCCCUGCUGCUCGCGUCUCGACCGCCAUCUCGUCAUCAUCGUCGCCGUCAUCACAGAAUUCUCAAUCGCAGUCACAAUCACAAUUGCGCUCACAGACGCAAUCGCAGACGCACUCCCCCGCGCUGAAGAUUGUCACGCGUGGGUCCUCGUUCUUCGUCAACGGCGACAUCUAUGCCACCGUGGUCAAGUCGCCCGCAGCGCGGUCCGCACGCCUCUCAUCACCGGCAACACGCCGGGAGGCAGAUGGUGCGACCACCGCGUUUAGCUUUGACAUUGCUGGUGCAAACACGCUCCGCCCGUCCACGGCACCGUCGUUGACAUCGCCAUCGGCCUCGGCGUCCACGCUGCUGCACCCACCAGCACCAGCACCAGCACCAACAACAACAGGAGUGGGAGGAGGGAGUGCGGACUUGCUGACACCGCCACCGCUUCCACCGCGCCCACGCUUGCGGCCGGCGUCGCAACAGAGGCAGCAGCAGCAGUGGCCCGAGGCAAUACCGGAGGCCAGCGAGGAGGAAGAGGAAGAGGAAGAGCAGGUGAUGCCGGGUAUGGAGGAAGAGAAGGAAGAGGAGACGAAGGGCCAGAGUGGUGAGCGGGAUGAAGCAAGUGGGCGCAAGGGUGCGGGUCGGCCUGAGGACCGCAGCUGGACGCGGGAGCAGCUGGUCGCGCGCUUUGGCCGUUCAAACCCGUUCCUGGCGCUGCUACUUGGCGACUACACCCACAAUGGUGGCGAUGGUGACAAUGGUGGUGAUGGUGUGGAGGCAAGCAUGAGGGCACAGGGGCGCCACCGCCGCAUGCAUCGCAGCCGCUCCCUGUUUGUCCAGGGCCCAGCGCCGCGCGUGCACGACGACGACAACAGUACCAGGCAGCAGAGGCGAAGUGGGGACACACAGCGCCGCGGCCGACGGCGGCAGCAGCAGUCGCAGCAGCGGCCAAAGGGAAUUGAUCCAACCAACCCUUUCUUCCACGACAUUCAGGGGUCCAGCAACGCGUGA